Messenger RNA from Paecilomyces variotii, 1680 nucleotides. RefSeq names its product putative glucan endo-1,3-alpha-glucosidase agn1 precursor. NCBI's taxonomy places the organism in Eukaryota, Fungi, Ascomycota, Eurotiomycetes, Eurotiales, Thermoascaceae. The coding region runs from base 9 to 1349 and encodes 446 amino acids. Gene Ontology annotation, molecular function: glucan endo-1,3-alpha-glucosidase activity. The record is from RefSeq and is a predicted model, not a curated record. The transcript is spliced from 3 exons.
GAGCAAUAAUGCCGUUGACUACGACUAUUACCAGGGCGUUACUACUCUUGGGGGCUCAUGCCGCCGCUCAAGACACCACUAUGGGGAAGAAAGUGUUCGCUCAUUAUAUGGUUGGCAGUAUGACCUCGAGCGAAGCAGUGACCGAUGUCAACGACGCUAGUAAUGCUGGAAUUGAUGGCUUUGCGCUGAAUGUCAUGAGCACAGAUCCUUGGUCCACCUCUGCCAUAGAUGAUCUAUUCGUCGCUGCAAAUUCGUCCUCCGGAUUCAAACUGUUUUUCUCCUUCGACAUGACCCACUUCAACGAUCCGUCACAGUUCCUCCCCUUGAUCGGUGAAUAUCAUACUAACUCUGCCUAUUAUCUCCAAAAUGGUAAGCCGUUUGUAAGUACUUACGACGGAGGAACUCUCACGUUCGGUAACACUACCCCCGGUGACGGAUGGGAGGCUGCGUUCAGACGACCUCUCGAGGGUAUGGGAAUAAGUCCCUUCUUUGUUCCUGAUUUUGACGACUGGAGUGGCUAUCCGAACGGGUUCUUUAGCGCGUUCCCAGUCGUGGAUGGAGCUUUCAGCUGGGAAACCGCCUGGCCUCAGGUGAGUGAGGGAAAGGCAAAUGUCAGUGAUGCGGUGGAUGCAACAUUGCUGCAUGACGCUCACUCCGCGAGUAAAGUCUACAUGAUGCCCCUGUCCACGUUCCAGUUCAAGUAUCUCGGUCCGGGGCAACAGUGGUAUCGAAGAGGAGAACUGAACUUCGCACAGCGCAUGGGCCAGAUUCUGCAGCUCCAGCCUGACUUUGUGGAAGUAGUCACAUGGAAUGAUGCUGGAGAGAGCCACUAUGUCGGGGAUUUCUGGCCCGAACAGAUCGCUGGGAGCGACAUUGGAGCAUAUGCCAAUGGAUUUGACCACAAGGGCUGGCUCCAGGUACUCGGCCCUUUCAUCACGGCAUACAAAGCCGGUGUGACGGAUACAUCGAGCAUAUUACCGCCAUCUGGAGCAAAUGCUGUUGGAGCAAUCUGGUAUCGUACGCUUCUGACGUCUGCGAGCUGCUCCUCUACGAUAUCUGGUUCCCAGAAUGCCGACGACGCUAUGAACUUUGCUAUUAUUCUUCCAGCAGAUACCUCUGGAGUCACGAUUAACGUAUACAGCAACAACAAUCAAAUCGGCUCUUACUCCGGUCUCCCCGGCCUGAACGCCCAGUCUGUCCCCGGUCUGCAGGCUGGCGGGAACCAGAGAGCUGAGGUCGUCGACGCAAGUGGCACAACUAUUGCAUCUGCUGUAGGGACAAAGGACGUUCAGCCGCAAUCGACCGGCUCCGUAUGCAACUACAACUACGAAGUCGUGGGACUUUCCUGAGCCGUCAAAUCAGCCAUCUGAAGUCGAAUAUACAUAUAUAUAUUCCGCUAUAUACUUGCAUUUUUUCCUGCAUCAGACUAACUCAAGUCAUAGUGCAUUUUUGAGUAUAGAAGAAGUUUUUCCUGCGAGGCUGUCUUCCUGUUUUACCUUAGGUUCUAUAUGCAAUAAACUAUAUGACAUAUCUAUGCUUGGUUCUCUUGAUACUCGCAGAUCUAAUCUGUCUGAUAUCUGCAUAUAUUCCUGUUUUUCUAUUCUAUCAGCACACACGACCAUUGGGUGUGGAAAACAGGGCUUCCCGUCCGUUCAGCCGUACUUAAGCCACACAUUCCAC